AUGGAACAAUUAAUAAGGUUACCAUUUUCAUCAAUCACUGGUGCUCUCGAAUAUCAAGCUCAAACAAGACCAGAAAAGAAUGCUAUACUCUAUCCUGAUCCAAAUACAAACUCAACAGAAUAUGCAUCUCUUACGUACAAACAAUAUAAGAAUAUUACCGAUCAUCUAGCGAUAAAAAUUUCAAAAUAUUUACCACCUUCUUCAUCAUCGGAGGUAACAGUUACAUGUGGUCUUUUGGCAGCUGAUGAUAUAGGGCAUCUAUUAUCUCAGUAUGCAUUAUUAAAACUUCCCAAUGUUAUUAUGUUUCCGAUUGCAGUCGGAAAUUCCCAAGCAGCAAUAGAACAUUUACUAAAAGAAACGAAGACAACUCUUUUACUGACAACAUCUCGAUAUCUGCCAAUGAUUCAAAUAAUUCAAGAGCAACAAGAAUUCCAAUCCUUGAAAGUUCUACUUUUGGAUAGUGAUGAAUUUAACAUUGAACACUUAUUACAGAAAAAAGAUGUGGAAUGUACCAUCGUGUCAGAUGUUAUUCCAGUGAAGAAAAAGGAUGAUGAAGAAUUUGAUAAAAUAGUCAUAAUUCUUCAUAGGUAA
Messenger RNA from Rotaria sp. Silwood1, 591 nucleotides. The record is from the annotation of a GenBank genome assembly. NCBI's taxonomy places the organism in Eukaryota, Metazoa, Rotifera, Eurotatoria, Philodinida, Philodinidae.